AGCUCGCGUCGGUGUCCGCGGUGCUGUCGCCGCCGCGCGCGGUUCUGUACCCGCCGGAGGUGGGCGAAAGAGUGAGAGAGCGCGGGGAGGAGCCGAGCCGGGCGCGUCCCGGGAGCGCCGCCACCGCCCCCAGGCGUCCGCUGGAGCGCGGAGCCCCCUGCAGGGGAGGAGGCGAGCAGCGGGCUGGACGCGGCGGCGGGCUAGCACCAUGCAGUGCCGGCGGGGCCAGCGCCGGCUGCUCGCGGUGCACUGAGGCAGCGGGAUCCCCUCGGGGCCGCACACCGCCUUCUUCUCGCCCAGGUGCUGCCAGGCGCGCUCGCCCUUAGUCCGGCUCCCGGCCCCGGGUGGAACGCACGGCCUGCUCCUGCUCUGCCCCGCUCGGAUCAUGCGGGGGGCCCCGGAGGAGGAGAGGGCGAGUGACCAGCCUGCGGCGACCACGUUCAGGGUGCGACCCCCUGUCUGAGACGCCCCCACCUGCUGCCAUGUGCCGCGUCUCGGAUUACCCAGCCUAUCGCCAAACUUUCCGGGUGCCAGCCCGUCUCUGAGUCGCAUUUCUGAGCGAGCGUCCCGGGGUCGGAGAACCCAGGCUGGGGGCCGACUAUCUGCUUCUUUCGGGAUCCGCGAAGCUUCUUUUUUAAAGAGUACUCUCCCUGGAAUCGGAGCCCUAACCGUCCCCCCCCACCCUAUCUGGAGAAGAGCUGAGCGCUGCCUGCCGAGGCAGCGCCUUCCCGAAACAUUUUUUCUUUGGACGGAUUUAAGAGAAAAAGAAACCAACAGGUUGCCAGCCCCGGCGCCACACACAAGUCGGCGGAAAGGCCGGCCGGGUUUCCCCUGGCUGCGUGGGCCCCGCGCGGGCUGCGGCAGGCGAGGCGAGGGUAGGGAGGGGGCUAUGGCUCGGCCUGACCCGGCCGCACCGCCCUCGUUGCUGCUGCUGCUCCUGGCGCAGCUGGCGGGCCGGGCGGCGGCUGCCUCCAAGGCCCCCGUGUGCCAGGAAAUCACAGUGCCCAUGUGCCGCGGCAUCGGCUACAACCUGACGCACAUGCCCAACCAGUUCAACCACGACACGCAGGACGAGGCUGGCCUGGAGGUGCACCAGUUCUGGCCGCUGGUGGAGAUCCACUGCUCGCCGGACCUGCGCUUCUUCCUGUGCUCCAUGUACACGCCCAUCUGCCUGCCGGACUACCACAAGCCGCUGCCGCCCUGCCGCUCGGUGUGCGAGCGCGCCAAGGCCGGCUGCUCGCCGCUCAUGCGGCAGUACGGCUUCGCCUGGCCGGAGCGCAUGAGCUGCGACCGCCUCCCGGUGCUGGGCCGCGACGCCGAGGUCCUUUGCAUGGAUUACAACCGCAGCGAGGCCACCACGGCGCCCCCCAGGCCCUUCCCGGCCAAACCCACCCUCCCAGGCCCAGCAGGGGCUCCAGCCUCGGGGGGCGAGUGCGCCGCCGGGGGCCCGUCGGUGUGCAAGUGCCGCGAGCCCUUCGUGCCCAUUCUGAAGGAGUCGCACCCACUCUACAACAAGGUGCGCACGGGCCAGGUGCCCAACUGCGCGGUGCCCUGCUACCAGCCCUCCUUCAGCCCCGACGAGCGCACGUUCGCCACCUUCUGGAUUGGCCUGUGGUCUGUGCUGUGCUUCAUCUCCACCUCCACCACGGUGGCCACCUUCCUAAUAGACAUGGAACGCUUCCGCUACCCUGAGCGCCCCAUCAUCUUCCUGUCUGCCUGCUACUUGUGCGUGUCGCUGGGCUUCCUGGUGCGCCUGGUGGUGGGCCAUGCCAGCGUCGCCUGCAGCCGCGAGCAUAGCCACAUUCACUACGAGACAACAGGCCCUGCGCUGUGCACUGUCGUCUUCCUGCUGGUCUACUUCUUUGGGAUGGCCAGCUCCAUCUGGUGGGUCAUCCUGUCGCUCACCUGGUUCUUGGCAGCUGGCAUGAAGUGGGGCAACGAGGCCAUCGCCGGCUACGCACAGUACUUCCACCUGGCCGCGUGGCUCAUCCCCAGCGUCAAGUCCAUCACGGCGCUGGCGCUGAGCUCGGUGGACGGGGACCCGGUGGCCGGCAUCUGCUACGUGGGCAACCAGAACCUGAACUCGCUCCGCGGCUUCGUGCUGGGCCCGCUGGUGCUCUAUCUGCUGGUGGGCACCCUCUUCCUCCUGGCGGGCUUCGUGUCGCUCUUCCGCAUCCGCAGCGUCAUCAAGCAGGGCGGCACCAAGACGGACAAGCUGGAGAAGCUGAUGAUCCGCAUCGGCAUCUUCACGCUGCUCUACACGGUGCCGGCGAGCAUCGUGGUGGCCUGCUACCUGUACGAGCAGCACUAUCGCGAGAGCUGGGAGGCGGCGCUCACCUGCGCGUGCCCGGGCCCCGACGCCGGCCAGCCGCGCGCCAAGCCGGAGUACUGGGUGCUCAUGCUCAAGUACUUCAUGUGCCUCGUGGUGGGCAUCACGUCGGGCGUCUGGAUUUGGUCCGGCAAGACUGUGGAGUCGUGGCGGCGCUUCACGAGCCGCUGCUGCUGCCGCCCGCGGCGGGGCCACAAGAGCGGCGGCGCCACCGCUGCCGGGGACUAUGACGCGAGCGCCGCGCUCACCGGCAGGACCGGGCCGCCGGGCCCCCCCACAGCCGCCGCCGCGGCCGCCGCCUACCACAAGCAGGUGUCCCUGUCGCACGUGUAGGAGGCCGAGGCCCAGAGGGGCCGGGAGUUGAGGGGGGGAGGGGGUGUUUUGUUUGGUAGCUUUGCCAAGUUCACUUCCGUUUACCUUCAUGGUGCUGAUGCCCCCUCCUGGGGCAACUUGGAGAGGGGAAAAGGGCCCUUUCAAGGAGCACCUGUCCCAGGACUUCUCAAAGGGGCUCAGCUCGCGCGUAUACCAUUUUGCGUUU
Molecule: messenger RNA, 2867 nt
Organism: Lontra canadensis (Northern American river otter)
Lineage: Eukaryota; Metazoa; Chordata; Mammalia; Carnivora; Mustelidae
Gene: FZD5
Product: frizzled class receptor 5
Exons: 2
Coding region: 890-2662 (590 amino acids)
Biological process (GO): non-canonical Wnt signaling pathway; canonical Wnt signaling pathway
Cellular component (GO): plasma membrane
Molecular function (GO): Wnt-protein binding; Wnt receptor activity
Source: RefSeq, a predicted model, not a curated record